CCGCUCCCUGACACACGGAGCCAAAUGUGGUACGUAUGGAACUUGUAUUGUUCUGACGCUAACAGCUGCUUGAGGAGUUUGGUACUCAGACUUCUUUGAUAAAUUUGCGUGCUCAACUGUGCUUCAACAUGAUGUUUGUUGCUGAGAAGAUGCUGGACAAAGAACUCUGCCACAACCCUGCAGCUCUCUCAAGUUGACCAGACCUUCCUACAUCGCCUUUGUCUAAUGGAAGCCAAGGGAUGCAGCCAGCGAUGGAGGAUGCAUCUCCCAGAGUUUAAACACAGCAGCAGAUGCCAGAGUCUGGCCACAAAUGACACUGAAAGAGGCAAGACAGAGAGAGAAAGAGACGGAGGAGGACCACACAAAAGUGUGACUAUGGCGCCCACCUCCAGGUAUCUGACAGACAGACAGUAUGUAAUGAGAAAGCCUCUGUUCUCUUCAGAACAACAUGCGUCUAUUUUAAAGAAGAUGGAUCCACAGAAGCACACAGAGGAGGAGAAACAUUUGGGUGUUAGCAGAAGAGAAGAAAAUCCGCAACACACUGACAUGAACUUCUUGACCAGAGCAAGAGGAGAGAUGACCCCAGAGAGCCUGGCCUUCUCUCGCAGUGACAUCUCAGCUCCCUCAGUCUCUAGAGAAGACCUCAGCUCACCCUUAGGUGCUUUCCCUGGCAGCAGAUUAGCUCAGCGGAGCCUCUCAAGCUCCAUCCUGGAGGUCCAGAGAUUAAAUCCUCCUUUGAGGCCGCGACUGACCUCCACUGUCCUGUAUCCUACCUACACCCCUCGCUCAGGGUAUUCCAGGUCAGGCCAUACUCGGCUCAGGCUGGGGAGGGGGACAGAGAGAGGUGGGGAAGAGACCAAACUAUGCUCAUCUGGAGGACACUCAAAAGGACACCUGAUGUCUCCCUAUCAGGCGAACUACUGGGCCUGUGCCAUCCCUAAAGCUCUGCCUCCAUCUCCAGACAGGCAUUUUGCAGGAUGGGACCCAAACAAGGAGUACCAGGCCCUGCUGGACUACACCUACCCUCUGAGACCAGGACCGGUGGUCAGUGAGUGGGACACCUCCAAGCCCCAAGGAGACUCUGUCCUCCAAACAGACCCCAACCUUCAGGACUCAGGGAUUGAACUGGACCACCUUUGCAGCUCCACCAGCCUGUCGGGGUUGGACUUUACUGUGAGUGGCUCAGGGCAAACCAGAGAAAGAAGCACACUCAGUGUGAGUCAUAUGUCUCCUGACCUGCAGGGCUUCACCUCAGAUGGUCUGUCCUCCAGUGCCCUGAUGUCCCGAACAGACCCGGUGGGUUUGUCCUUGAACAGUCUGGACGGCAGUAAGAACAGAGAUGGAACGAAUCGGUGUGAAGGUCACCAUCAUCAGCACCAUGCACUAUCCUCCUCCACCUCCGCUUCUUUUAUCCACUCAACCAGUGUUCUUCCACGGUCCAGGUGUGUAUGUGGGGAGGUGGACCAGGAGUUCUGGCCUCUUCCAGAGCAGCUGGAGGAGCUGCAGCUGCUGUCCAGACAGGUGAGGGAGGUGACGGCACAGCUGAACCGGCCUGUCACAGCCAGCUGGGAGUCUCUGGGCCCAAGGACCAACUCGGUCCUGUCCUCCAUCAACCUGCCCGAGAAACACGAGGCUGAAGUCAAAGAGCUGGAGGCCAACAAUCAAGACACAUGUGAAGGAAAAGAUGAGCUGGGCAGAGCGGAGAGAAGUGCUGCUCGGACAGAUAUGCCAGAUAUCACAGCUCUGGUCAGAGGAUUCUCUAAAGCUCAUGGGAAGUGUAGUGUUUAG
Molecule: messenger RNA, 1788 nt
Organism: Micropterus dolomieu (smallmouth bass)
Lineage: Eukaryota; Metazoa; Chordata; Actinopteri; Centrarchiformes; Centrarchidae
Exons: 6
Coding region: 226-1788 (520 amino acids)
Source: RefSeq, a predicted model, not a curated record